AUGUCUAUCUUUGCCUGCCUGUUGCCGCUGCCUUAUGCCACGGCCGGUGGCAAGCACAACCACAGCGGUGUCAUUGCAGACGCCGAGCUAAGCGCCUCGGAGCGUAAUCGUCGCUUGAUACCCUAUAUGGCCUUCUAUUUGCCCGCACCCGAGCUGCCCAUCAAUCAACAAUAUGCUGUCAAGCAUGCCUCAGCCGCCGGUGGCUCACAGCUGCUGCCGCCCGCCGCCGCUGGUGCAGCGCCUAGUCGCAUACCAGUGCCCGUUGCCUACAUGCCACAGACGCAUCCACAGCAGCCGCAUCAUCAGACGCCGCAUUAUCAGUCGGGCGCAGCGGACGUGUAUCAUACGCUGGCGGUGCAGCAUGGCCCGCUGCCACCGCUGUCACCUGUGCACGGCAAGGAGACGCCAUCGCCGGGCGCCACAUUUAUUGCCUACAAACCAUUGAGUCCAGCGCACAAGGCAACGCAGAAUACGCUGCCGGGACACUUUAUACCCAUUAUUUAUACGCCGCUGAGCAAGCCGAACAGCAACAACAACAACAACAACGACAACAAUGAGCUGCAUAACGGCAAUACAAUCAAUUACAACAAAAAUCAGUCGCCAUCUGAAAUUGUCUACCAUAAAAAUUCGCAUCAAACACAAAUUGUUACGGAUUAUGCAGGAGAUGUGCCCUCAGCAGCCGGAGUUGCCGCCUCGCCGGAUUCACAGUCAUCGGGGGAGGCGCAGCCGGAGGAUGCGGUGCAUGCGACGCCGAGAUAUUAUGAAACUUCAAGACAUAAAUAUUGGCCUGCUAUAGUAGUUAUCUGCCCAAGGGAGCUGUCCCUUAGUAGAGCUUUCACUGUAUGCACAACUCAUACGCUUUUGCAUGUGCCCCGCAGCGUUGGCUAUAGCGUGUACAAUGAGCCAGCCAUUGUGUCAUCAGCCACUGUCACCACAUCCGCCGCCUCAUCGACAUCCACAAACCCACAAAACGCAUUGAUAGCACACCAAAAGUCGCCGGCAUAUGGACACGUGAGCAAAUACGAGAGUUACUUUAACAUGUCGCCGGAUCAGCAGCAGCAGCAACAGCAGCUGACUCCGCAGGAAAAGUACGUGCUCUACUUGCAGCAGCGCAUGAAGCAACAACGCCAGCAGCAACAGCAGGAGCGCUUAUUACACCAUCAUCAACAACAACAACAGCUGGCGCAAAGCAAUACGAAAGCUGGCAAACAUCCACACAGUCACCCACAUACGCCAACUGCAGCACCACCUCCACCACCACCAACACCAUCCCACCACAGUCAGUUACACAAUUACAAUGAGGUUUUCGUGCGCCCGGAGGCGGCACAGACAGCGCAGCAGCAACAGGUGCUGCAUAUUCCAUUGCGCGCCCUCAUGGGUCAACUGCAUGAGCAGCCAAAGGACUCGCUGCUCGGCUCACCCGCACCGCCCCACUUCAUCGAUUACCUCAUCGAUGGACCGCGUCAGUCACUGGACGAGGAACAGCAGCAGCAGCAGCAGCAACAACAACAGCAGCUGCAACAGCUGUCGCAUCAGGAGCACUCUCAAGCCGCACCCUCGCAUCCUCCACAGCACGCCUACAUUUUGGUAACCACCUCAGCGCCCUACGCGGAGCAUUCGCAGCCACCCCGACUGCCUAAUUUACAACCCACCCGUGCACCUGUGCUAUACAAACAGCAGCCCACGUUGCGCCUGCAACCGGUGCCGCCUGUGUACAAGUAUCACGCCACCCGGCGGCCAGUCUAUAUCAGUCCGCCCACGCCCAGCGAGACGGUCAAGAUUACGCCCAAGUAUGUCUAUGUGACCAGUAAGCCGCGGCCGUCGCCGCCGCCACAAUCUGUCCACAGCGAGUCGCCCCAAGCGCCGCCUAUUAAGCUCAAACCCGUCCACAAAUACACGCCAGAGCGUCCGCCUGCUUCGGCACGACCGAGUCAGGUGUUCAACACGCCGGAUGAUGCGGAUCAGCUGCCCGACAUACGCACCUCCUCGCUGGCAGAGAUUCUGCAUAAGCUGCAGGCGAGCAACCACCUGCCACAAACUCUCACACCCGAUAACAUAGACAACUCCAUCAAGACGCUGAUACGCAUCCUGCAAAAUCUGAAGCAGACCCAAACAAUUGUACCCAAUCCUCCCCAGCAUCAUGACACAAAACACAGCAGCAGCAACAGCAACAGUCCCGACUAUGAUUACAACACGGCCAGCGAAGAGGAACAGCAGCACACGCCGGCAAAAGUGGCGGGCAACGUCGAUGCGGAUCUGCUGCAGCUGAGCGGACCAAAUAAACAUCCGGGUCCUAGCACUGGACGUGCCGGCAUUGAUUAUCCCAACUACGCGGAGAUUCCAAAGACCAGCUUCGAGUGCACGCAGCAGCGUUACAAGGGUUUCUUUGGCGAUCCGGAGACCAAUUGUCAGGUGUGGCACUAUUGUGAUCUCAAUGGAGGCAAAGCCUCAUUCCUAUGCCCCAAUGGCACCAUCUUCAGUCAGAUUGCGCUGACCUGCGAUUGGUGGUUCAACGUGAAGUGCUCAACCACUUCGCAAUUAUAUGUGCUAAAUGAGCGUCUGUACAAGUAUAUACUGCCCUUUAAUCCUAAAUUCCCCGAGGAUUACAAUGGACCCAUUGUGGAUAAAUAUCUGGCCAUGAAGUUCCAGGAAAUGGAGGAGAAAAUGCGCCUGGAUAAGCAGCGCAAGGCCAAUCAGCAGGCGGAAAAGCCGGCAGCCCGCGACGAGGCAUCUACGCCCACAUUGCCCAAGAACCACAAGCCGUCACCGAAGCACGGCAGCGGCAUCAAUGCUCAGGUCUAUGAGCAGAGCUCGGAGCGCAAUCUUCUCAUCGAUGAUGAGAUUGAUGACAUUUCGGAGCGCGGCACCUACGACACAUACGGCCAGGCGCCAACCACUAUAAUGGCGCCCAUAACAACAACAACGGGCCAGGACACGCAAACGCUUGGCCUGAGGCCCAUAGUCGUAUCUUCCACACCGGAGCCAGAGCCAGUGCUGGAGCUGGAGCUGGAGCCAGAGCCUUUGCCAGGUGCCGAUCCCGAGCUGGAGGCUGACACUGAGGUGGAUGGCGAUACGCUAGAGAGCAGUGAGGAGGUGAACAGGCUGCAGAGUUUGCGGGACACAAAUACGGCCGCCGGUCAAAAACAGCUCGAGACGACAAAAGUAAGCGUCGAGAAGCUGGAGGUGAUUGAGAUUAAAACGGACGGCACAACCGGACACCUAAUGCCCAUCGUCAGCGGCAUGGCGGAGAGCAGUAAGCAGGCGAGAAAGUGACAGGGGGAGCAACAAUAAGAGAGCAAUAAGCCUGGUAGGGAAUGCUUGCCAUAUUUGUAAUGAGAGAAUUCUUGUACUUGUUCGUUUGUUGAUUUUUGGACGCCUUUAAAUUAUUCUUAGCGAGCGAUUACUGUAAAUAGCUAAAACUGUA
Drosophila novamexicana is the source of this 3424-nucleotide messenger RNA. RefSeq lists its product as uncharacterized. The coding region runs from base 1 to 3273 and encodes 1090 amino acids. NCBI's taxonomy places the organism in Eukaryota, Metazoa, Arthropoda, Insecta, Diptera, Drosophilidae. Gene Ontology annotation, cellular component: extracellular region. The record is from RefSeq and is a predicted model, not a curated record. Gene Ontology annotation, molecular function: chitin binding. The transcript has 8 exons.